AUGGCGGCUGUCAUCCACACCAACGCAGCCAUGACUUCCUACCAGCCAUUCCAAUGUCUGGUUUGUAUGCGCCGGUUCACUCGACAUGAGAAUCUCAAACGACAUGCAGCUCUUCAUUCCCGUUCCAGAAAGGAGGUUUCAUUGCCAUGUGACUUGUGCCAGGCAACCUUUUCGCGUCCGGAUUUGCGCCAUCGGCAUAUGAAGCGGAAGCAUGCCGAGCACGAGCAGCGACGAACGACGAAGAGGCCAAAACAAAGGGACGAGUGUUCCUUUCGGCCUCAGAACUCUGGCCAGCACCGUGGGCAGCUACAGGAUGUUGAUGGGCUGGAGCUGGAUACGCCUGCAUGGACGUCUGAGCCAUCGCAAGUGCAGUAUGCAGAUGAUGCAGGAGGAACUAGCACUGCGUCCAGCGGAUCACCCAUAGAGAACAGCGAUCGUAUCCAGCCUGCUCCAGUUAACCGGACGCAACAUAUAUCAAUGGACGAGUCUGUUUUGCUAGACGCGUUAGAACUGGAACGUAGCCUGUUACGCGAAACAUCAUUUACCCAAGCAACAGACCAGUUCGACAACCAGCCGCAAGCGAUUUCCACUUCACAGCCUCCUCCGGACAUUGACCUGAGCGAUCUCAGCUUUUCAAAAGACUUCUCUAUCAUCCCUAUCGCGCCCGAGAGUACCCUGCCUCAAAGCAAGUGGUUUCCAUCUGCCUCACAAAUCCGCGAAGGCUGCAACCUCUUCUUCACGCAUGUGUCACAUUUCCUCCCCUUCCUCCACCACCCAACCUUCGAUCCGAGCGCCAUACCCUCCCAUCUCCUCCUCGCCAUGCUCUCCCUGGCAUAUCAAUACGGCGAAGACCCGGAAUGCGAUGCCCGCUCCAACACAGGAACCAGCCUAUCCACCCGCUGCUACCUCCUCGCGCGCUCCCUCCUCUCCUCCACCGACGACCCUCACACAACCAGCACCACUGACCAUCUCCCCCUAAUCCAAACCUACCUCCUCCUUCAGAUCUGCGCCAUGAUGUACCUCUGCGGCUCCGACUCAACACAAGGCCUCCAAAUGCAUGCGACAAUGAUAUCCCUCGCGCGCUCCACCGGCCUAAUGCACCCGAUACCUACCGAAUCCGCCCACACCUCGGACCUCGACUCCCUCUGGAAAGAAUUCAUCAAAGCUGAAUCCCACAAACGAACCCUCUUCGCCGUACAUCAAAUCGACGCCCUGUGGUACCAACUCCUCUCUAUCCCCCGCGCCAUCUCCCACCUCGAAGUCAAACACGACCUUCCCUGUCCAGAAAACCACUGGACCGCUCCCUCCGCUGCACAAUGGGCCCACCUCCAACUCGUCUCCCAACAACAGCAUCAUGCUACUUCGAUGCGCUACGACGACGCGGUCCGCCACUUCCUCUCCUCCCCAUCACCCACAGACAUAACCUCUACAUCUACAUCUUCAUCUCCAUCCACCAUCCCCCCGUUCGACCCCUACGGCGCCAUCAACAUCACCCACUUCCUCAUUUCCAGCGCGCGCGAAAUCUCCGGCUGGUCCACCAUGACCGGCAUGCUAAGCAUGGAGCGGUUCUCAGCUCUUCGCUCAUCGCUCCUAUCUCUAGGUGUAUUACUCUCCCCAUCAUCCACCUCACCCUCCCCAUCAACUAUAUCCCCCAAAUCCACCACCCACGCCACCGCAACCUGGCAAACCGCCAUGAUCGAGCUACAGAUGUGGUCACCUAGCCACACAGGCGGCAUCGUCAAAGCCAGUAUCGAUACGAUGCUCCAGCAAGCGACGGAGUUGGCGCCCUCGGCGUGUGAGUUCCUCUGUGAAGCGGAGACGGCCAAGGCGUUCCAGUCCCAUGUGGAUUGGUUUCUGGUAUAUUUAGAGGAGGAGGGGAAUGUGCAGGGCGAGGCGCCGUGGGUGACGUUGUAUGCCUAUAAAGCGUUUUUGGUCGCGUGGCAGUUGGUGAGAGGGGGUGUGCCUGGGGCAAUGGGAGUGGUGGGGGUUGGGGAUGGGGAUGUGGAAGGGGCGGUGCGUUGGGCGAGGAGGGUGUUUGGUUGGAGGGAGAGGUGGGUUAUUGGGAGGUUGGUGAUGGGGUGUUUGGGUGGGUUGGAUUAG
This is a messenger RNA of Aspergillus tubingensis, 2100 nucleotides long. RefSeq names its product early growth response protein 1. Gene Ontology annotation, cellular component: chromatin. The record is from RefSeq and is a predicted model, not a curated record. Gene Ontology annotation, biological process: DNA-templated transcription; regulation of transcription by RNA polymerase II. The transcript has a single exon. Lineage: Eukaryota; Fungi; Ascomycota; Eurotiomycetes; Eurotiales; Aspergillaceae. The coding region runs from base 1 to 2100 and encodes 699 amino acids. Gene Ontology annotation, molecular function: zinc ion binding; DNA-binding transcription factor activity, RNA polymerase II-specific; RNA polymerase II cis-regulatory region sequence-specific DNA binding.